Molecule: messenger RNA, 955 nt
Organism: Trametes versicolor FP-101664 SS1
Lineage: Eukaryota; Fungi; Basidiomycota; Agaricomycetes; Polyporales; Polyporaceae
Exons: 2
Coding region: 290-955 (221 amino acids)
Source: RefSeq, a predicted model, not a curated record
ACGCGGCGCACUCAUGAUGUAACCGACGUGUACGACGGCCAGUGCGCAGCUCUUGGCGGUCGAAUCGAGUCCGUGGGGCGUUCCAGAGCGUCCACAUGAUGGCCGCGGUGCGUGCGCGAGACAACCACGCGCGCAAAAGCAUCCGCACUCGGUACACCGCGAACACCUGUAGGUGCGUGGACGCGGGUGGAAAGCUGGUCUUCCUAGCUCGUGCACACUGUCUGCGUCGUUUCGUAGUGUACAUUGUCGAUGUCGAGUGGAUCGGGGGCCAGGGGGCAGGCAGGACGGGAUGACCCGUACCCGCUCACGCGGAGAUCGAUCAGUCCCGUGCGCCCUCCGACACGGGCCACCGGACGUCUGCGAGCACGGCCGCGUACACUCUGCGCGGCGCACACAGCGAAUCGCGCGUACCUCCCGCAUUCCGCCUCCGCAGGACGCGUCCUUCGAACGGCGUGCUCCCCAGAGCAUUGCGCACCAGCCCCUGCGUUCGCGGGUGCGUUCGACGACUUUCGCAUGUCGCCAUCUCGCAGCGGGCCGGCCUCCAGCCCAAGACGGAACUCCUCGUCCGUCGUCCCCAGCGGCCCCAGAGACGGCGGAGCGUGCGCGGACGACGGUGCCGUCGCGAGCACUGGCGCACAGCACCCGUUCCGCGCACACAGCACCACCUGCGGGCCGAUUUUGGGUCAAUUUCGGGCGAGUUCGAGGACGGGCGCGAGAGAAUCGCACGUACCUCGGUCAGUUCGCCGCCGCAGAGCGUGGAAUUCGGACGGCGGGUGCUCCUGAACGGUUCACACGCGCCCCUGCGCUUGCGCGCGAUUUCUACGAGUUUGAGUUUUCGCCGUAUGGCGGCGAGAUGGCCGAGUCCGGCGCAAUGCACCGCAUGCGAGUACCCGCGGGCCGCCGCCAGCCUUCCCCAUUCUCAGCAAUUGCGCGACGCGCUCAAACGACUGUGUAG